AGCGCGUUGUCGACCUGGCAAAUCUGGGAAGUGCUCUCACCCAGUCCUCCUCGUCCUCUGUUCCUCCCUUCUGCCGUCUUUCGUUCAUCCUUCAACUAUGGCCGCUGCUACCGUCGAGGAGAUUCGCGCCAAUGCGUACGUCGGUUUCGACACCAUCACGCAGCAGAUUGAGCACAAGCUCUUGAAGCGCGGUUUCCAGUUCAAUGUCAUCGUCGUUGGUCAGACCGGGCUUGGAAAGUCGACUCUUAUCAAUACCAUUUUCGCGUCGCACUUGAUUGAUUCGAAGGGGCGGAAGGAGGCAGAUGAGCCCGUCAGACAGACGACUGAGAUUCACCCCGUGUCCCAUGUGAUCACUGAAAACGGCGUGAGACUCCGCUUGAACAUCGUUGACACACCUGGAUAUGGCGACCAGAUCAACAAUGAGAACUGCUGGGACCCCAUUGUCAAGUACAUCAAAGACCAGCACAGCGCAUACCUCCGCAAGGAGCUCACGGCUAUGCGCGACCGCCAUAUCCAGGACACGCGCAUUCACUGCUGCCUGUUCUUCAUUAACCCGACUGGUCACUCUCUUCGCCCAAUCGACAUCAUUGUGAUGAAGAAGCUCAGUGAGGUUGUCAAUGUGGUGCCCGUCAUUGCCAAGGCCGACAGCUUGACUUUGGAGGAGAGGGACGCCUUCAAGCAAAAGAUUCGGGCUGAAUUGCAGUACCACAACAUCCGCCUCUAUCCCUUCGACACGGAUGAGAACGACGAGGAGGAAAUCGAACUCAAUGAGAGCAUUCGGAACAUGAUUCCCUUCGCAGUCGUUGGCUCCGAGCGCAAUGUGAUCAUCGACGGCAAGGCUGUGCGCGGACGCAAGAACCGCUGGGGUGUUGUCAACGUCGAAGACGAGAAGCACUGCGAGUUUGUCUACCUGCGCAACUUCCUCACGCGGACACACUUGCAGGACCUCAUCGAGACGACCGCACAAAUCCACUACGAGGCCUUCCGUUCAAAACAGCUGCUCGCGCUCAAGGAGCAGACGAACCCGCGGAACGCGCAGUAGGUGCGUGUGCCGCUCCUUACUGCGGCCGUCUCUGCGAGCGGUGUGCGAGAUACGAUACCCCUUUGCCCGACCCGUACCCGUUUUGCUAUCGGCGUUUGAACACUCAUUUGCGGUUUUGGUUGUUGGAUGUACCCCCGUUGAUACUUGCUGCCGUUGUGCCCCUACGCUCUUUCCCGUAAUAGUAUACUCCCUUUUUUGUUUGUGUG
This is a messenger RNA of Postia placenta MAD-698-R-SB12, 1248 nucleotides long. RefSeq lists its product as hypothetical. The transcript has 7 exons. Gene Ontology annotation, cellular component: septin ring; cell division site; microtubule cytoskeleton. The record is from RefSeq and is a predicted model, not a curated record. Gene Ontology annotation, biological process: cytoskeleton-dependent cytokinesis. Lineage: Eukaryota; Fungi; Basidiomycota; Agaricomycetes; Polyporales; Adustoporiaceae. Bases 98 to 1042 code for a protein of 314 amino acids. Gene Ontology annotation, molecular function: molecular adaptor activity; GTPase activity; GTP binding.